GCGCACGCGGCUUGAUAUUUCCCGCGAGGCGCUUAGAACGCGGCAUGAGUCGCCCGCACGGUCAUUUCCGGUACUCUCUCGCGCAGGACAGACGCUCCGCGAGUGUGUUUUCGAGGCUCGGGUACCGAUCUCCCGCGAGAGACAUCCGCGUGUCAGCCGUGAUUAUAGCUCGACGUGCUGGGGAUUCUCGUCGCGCGAGCGAUCAGCGGACGCGCCCGACGAAGGCGUGAUGCGCAUUCCUCUCGCGACGUGUCCGACGAGCGCGGUUGUGUAAAUAGCGCGUAGUGGUCGUCUGCGCACGCCCGGUGCGCAUCCGCGGCCAGAUGAGCGCGGGAUCGCGCGGCAGCUAGACGCGAGGGUCGCGAGGCGCGGACUGUGUGGCGCGGGUGAGAAGGGGAGAAAGAGACGGAAAGAAAAGAAGAGCGAGAAACAGGCGGAGUGAGCCGCGGUGCUUGCGUUGCGGCGGUAGUUCGUUUAUUAUUUCGACGGUGCUCGAGUGAAGGCGUGAAGCGUUUUACGUCGAAGAUUAUCGACUGGCGUCGGUCGGAGUAAAAGGCGGCGUGAUCACGCUCGAUUCCGUGAUGGACGGCCCGAACGUGAAUGGCGGGAACGCCGCGGUACCGCGCGAGGAUCCUAACCUCGAAAGCAGUGGCGGCGGCGACGGCGGCGGAGAUGGUAGUGGUAGUAGUGCUGCUCCGGGUAUUGAUACGACCGUAUCAAUUGUCACCGUGUUAGACACGAGCGACAAGACAACGAUUGGUGGUAAUGGGGAUACGCAGGAGAUCAACGGUGAGCUCAAGGGUUCGCCCAGGAAGCACAGCACGCCCUUCCCCCGCAGGAAAAUGAGGAAAUUCAAGGCCAACUCUACGGGCACCAUGGAGGUCGACUCGGCGGAGACGCCCGGAACGAAGGAACGCAAACGAAAGCUGUCGGAAUAUGAAGACGCCAGUUCUGAGGAUUCGGAGGAAUUCAAUGGCUUCGAUGCUCAGGGACUCGAACUUCAGCCUGGUAGUCAUGUUUUGAAGAAACUCAUUGCUGAAGCAGAAAUAGCAGAAGCACAACUUACAAAACGUAUAAAAUAUUCAAUGAGGACUAUUGAUAUCAGAGAAAAGGAUGAUAAUCAAGUUUUGGAUGAUAUGAGAACGUAUGUUUAUGAAACGGACAGUUUUGAACAUCUAGAUAUGACAAAGAUUAAAAAAGAAAAGGAGUCCGAUAAGUCGGAAACAGAUUCAAUUGAUAUACCAAAUAGCAUAGAUUCUGAAAUUGAGCCAAAUAAAAUUGAUAUAACGUCUAUUAGAUCGGUGAAUUCCUCAUCGGCUGCGAGUAGUCCUUCGGCAACGUCGCAGAGGUCAAAAGGUAGUCAUGUUUCUGGUGGUGCCAGUCCAGGUGGAAAGCACAAAGCCCCUGUCGAUAUGUCAAAUCCUUUGUAUAAAGAGCCAUUUAAGUAUGGUUGGAAACGAGAAUUAGUGUUUAGAGCUAGUCAGGACUCUUCUUUCAAAAAAAUGGCUGAUAUAUAUUAUUAUACACCAAAGGGGAAGAAAGUUAGGAGUUUUAGAGAAGUUGCAGAAUCUCUUAAUUCAAAAGAGUUGACUAUUGAUAAUUUCACAUUCUUUAAAGAACCUAUUGGACUUAAUGAUCCUGAGAAGGAAGUUAUUCGAGAUGCUAAGAGAUUUCGAGGAUCUAUGGGGUCAGCAAAGAAGUAUACUAAAAAAGCUACGCCAGUGAAGAAAACAGUACAAGAACCUGCAGCAAAGAAAUUACCGGAACCUACACCGAAAAAAUCAUAUGAACCUGGUACAUCAAGAAAACAACCUGUACAAGAACCUCCCGCACCUGUACCCGCGGAAACUGUAAAACCUGUUCCUACACCUGUAUCAGUAUCUACAAAAGCAGCUAAAUCGGUAAAAGCAUCGGCGUCUCCAGCAUAUAAAGCAAAAACAAUCACAAAGAAAACUCCUCAGAUAAAGAUGAAAACACCGGCCGAAGAGAGCGAGAUGCUUCCACCUCAGCGGAGUACAACAAAUACAAGAAGGAAUCAACAUUCAACUGAAAAGAUUAUACCAGUUAAAACCAAAAGAUUAUUAACGCCGAAAGUUCAAGAGCCAUGCAGCAUAAGAUGUUCAACAAGUGUGGGAUUAAUACCAAGCUUGCAGUGUCGAGUUUGUCUAUGUUUAUAUCAUCCUGAAUGUGUCGAUGGCAUGGAAUUUGCAGGCAGUGAUGAAUAUGUCUGCAAGAAUUGUCAGCCGGAUAUUAAAGAAUCUCAUAUGCCAAACAAUCCAUCUUUAACACCACCUCCGCUGAUUCCAAUUAGUAUGUUAGGUACACAAAAUGCUAAAUCAAAACUCCAGACUAAUUCGUCUCCUCCAAAAUUGCAAAGAAUUCUAAAGUCUGACGGAGCGGACGCGCAAACAAGAAAUUCUUUCAAAACUACUAAAAUAUCCUUAAAUUCGUCCUCAAAUAUAGACAAGAAAGAAAGUACUUGGUUUCCUCAAACGGAAAAUGAAUUUUUACAAAGUCAUGAUGGUACUAUGCCGAAACCGGCGCAAAAUAUUGCUUUAAUGGGUGGUAAAAGAUAUAUCGUAGUACCGAAAAAUAACGCAAUGGCUGUUCAACCGGCUAUAACAGUAAAACCAGACAAAAUUGGUGAUAAGCCGCCAAUGCUUCAAGAUGGAUCACUUACUGACAUUUCCAAUACUGCGGAUAAUUCUGUGGCUAAACUAUGUACUCCUCCAUCUUUAAAUACUGACUUAUCUCACGAAAAAACAGAUGUUACAUCUGACAAAGAUAUUUCAAAAGAUAAGAUUCAUCAAACAGAUCUUGUAUCUUCUCUUACUACCGAAAUGGCUGAGACACUUAUAUAUGAUGAUAAAGACAAAGAAAGUAAGAAUACUCCUGAAGGAGAUCAGCCAACUGAAAAUAUAUUAGAAAACAAAUCUUUCACUGCCAAUAUAGAUUAUGUUCCAGAAAAAGAAAAGGCAGAUAUAAAUUGUAAAUCACCUAACAAUAAAUCUGUUUCUAUACCGGUACACGUGGCAAAUAUUACAAGUGCUCUUGAAGAAAAUGCUGAACCGAUUAAAACAGAUCAUCAACAGUCGUUGUCAAGUAAAGCGAGUACAAUAAUAAAAGUUAAAAAUAUCAAGAGGAAGCAAAACCAACAGGAAUUGGAGCAGCAGCAAAAUUUCAUGAAUUCAGUUUGCGCCGGUUAUCACGCUUUAUUGCGCAUCUUCCAAUACCUUAAGGUCCAAGAGUUAUUGCGAGCCGCGAGAGUUUGUAAAAUGUGGCGUGAUCUCGCUGCGCAUCCGUCUCUGUGGAAAACCGUACGGAUGAAGAAUAGUCAGGUAACCGAUUGGGAUGGUUUGGCGGAUACAUUACAAAGACGUGGUACCCAGCAUCUGGAUCUCAGGAAAAUGUUAGUUGCUGGCGAAUCUGAUAACAUUUGGAAGAAAUUCUUGACUGUCAUACCACGUGUGACGAGUCUUGUGAAGCUCGAAUUAUGCAGAUGUCCCGUUGUAGUUGUUGAAGAAGUUAUUAAGAGCUGUCCUCAAUUGGAAGUAUUUAGUGCAAUGUCGAUCAAGUGCGAUUCCCUCACAUUGGAAUCGAUCGGGAACUUAAGUCGAUGUCAAGAACUCAGAUUAAAAGCAAUAACUGGAAUGUCGCUACAACAAGAUCUUACACCUCUGCAGGACCUAAAACACUUGACGCAAUUGAGUUUAACAUCAGUUAAAGAACUUGGAAAGAAGAAGAUUGACAUUAUACAAACGUUGACAAAUUUGGAGACGUUAGAGUUAGGCGAAUGUUCUGACUUCCCCGAUAAGUUUGGAACUACCGUUUUAAUUAAAUUGAAUAAAUUGGAACGUCUCCGACUUGAAAAAGGUCAAGGAUCCUGUUGUACGUUUGAUAUCCUUGAAGGCGUAUCGAAAUUACAGAACUUGAGCCAAAUGGAAUUGGUGAAUUUCGAUGUGAAAAAUGGUUUCGAUAAAUGCCUUGCUAAUUGCAAAAACAUCAAGAGGCUAUUGAUCAUACCGACUUACAUAUCCCAGUCGGCAACAUCCAACAAUAUGGUGCUUGGCGGUGUCACCGAAUUAUCAGACAACUUGACGCAUUUUAUAUGGGGUGUUACGCUCGAAUUACUUAGAGUUACGGAACUGUUUGUUGAUCAGUGCAACCUCAUGAGUAAACAGGUUACUGGAGAUUCUAUACCAGUUUUAAAACCUGUCCCCUGUUUAAGAUUAAUUGAGGAUGUCGAAGAUAUGAACGAAAAUCAAAAAGGCGAUGACAAGCAACAGCCACAUCUAACAAGUCCACAAGUCGACAUUUUACCAUUGCCACAACUUCAGAAACUCCUUUUAACCGCAUUACCCAAGACACGGGUCAAGAUCUUGAAAAUUCCUUUUCACGCCACGUGGCGACAGAGCAUUUCCGAUACUACCACGCAGUAGAAACUAACAAGGUGAUACUGGUACGGAGUCGAAUGAAGCAAAUAGAAUUAAAAUGCCGUUGGAAAUUUUUGUAAAAUUAACUAUAUAGUGUCCGUGCUCCUAUAUAUCUACUAUUUUUUGGAAAGGAAAAUAACUUAUAUAUUUAUGUACUAUGAGUUUUAUAAUCUUCAAUUAAUAAUCUUUCGCAACGUAUCGGUACACACUGCGGUAUAUUUAGUAUUUUUGUGAUAAAUACGCGGGACCACGUAUCAUACACCAUCUUUUUGCCACGAGCAAAAUGAUACAACAUGUUGGUAUCCUUGUACGGGUUAAUUUAAUCAAAUAAAAAAAUUUUAACUUUUAUAUAUCACGAUUUUAUUUUCUCGUGCAUGAAGGAAGUGAAAACAGUGUCGAUUUAUACUAUCGAAGUUGCUGUGAUGUGUACCUGCGUUGAAAGUAAUCUGAAAAGAUUACGUAUAAAUAUGUGAAUUGUGUUUUGGAUUCUUAUGAUAAGAAAUUAAUGUUUAUAAAAUUACGUAUUCAUUAAUAAGGAAAAUAUUCGAGCGCAGUAAGAAUCGUUUUAUUCAAUUCCCAUAGAAGUAUCGAUCUUCAUUUGGGAUUCAUCUGUAAGACAUCCAGUAUCGAAAGUAGUUAGAAUUAUAAUUUCACUUUAUAUAACAUCGAUCUAUUGGAGUAACAGAAAGUAUGAGAUCGCGUGAUCUGUACGGCUCUAUUUAGAGAUUAGAAAAAUGUAUAAAAUAAUAUUAUAUACAUAUUAUAUCGUAUCGUAUUUGUAUCUUUUAAUGUUUAGGAUAUGAGUUUUUCGCUGCAAAGAAAACGGCAAAAUCUGGGGUAGUAUAGAACGUGUAAUAUACUUAUUUACUUAUUGCACAAUACAUAAUCAAAUGUAACAUUACAUGAGGAGAUAUUCAUUGAUCGAUAUGUAUCGAGUACAAAAUGUGUAUAACUGUAAGUUUCCAAUAAUGACGACUUCUAUACUCUUAAAGAGGCACAACUUAUUUCUUUGCUUUGAUGACCCUGGCAUUAUCUUCUCUAAAAAAUAUGUAUUAGAACAUGGAAUGGGGAGGGGGGGGAGAAAAGAGAUUUAUAUUUUAUACUAUAAGAGAAAUACAACAUGUUAGAGUUAUACUAAAUUUACGUUUUAAGUGAUAAUAUAAAAUUGAAUAUUAUUAAAAUUAUGUUGUAAGC
Messenger RNA from Pogonomyrmex barbatus (red harvester ant), 5627 nucleotides. RefSeq lists its product as uncharacterized. NCBI's taxonomy places the organism in Eukaryota, Metazoa, Arthropoda, Insecta, Hymenoptera, Formicidae. The record is from RefSeq and is a predicted model, not a curated record. Gene Ontology annotation, molecular function: protein binding; DNA binding.